Messenger RNA from Lathyrus sativus (Indian pea), 1920 nucleotides. NCBI's taxonomy places the organism in Eukaryota, Viridiplantae, Streptophyta, Magnoliopsida, Fabales, Fabaceae. The record is from the annotation of a GenBank genome assembly.
AUGGCUAUUUUCUUCUCUACAAUUCCACUUCCUUCCACUAAUCUCACUUCCAAAUUACCCAUCUUCAACAACGCUCCCCGUCAUCACGCUCUCCGCCAUUCCGCAGAUGCUACUAAACGCUUUCACAAAGGUUUCUCCUUUAUUGCUUUUGCUACCAAUGGUACCCACGCUAUUAGAAAAACCACUCCCAGAAGAAAUAGCAGAAACCAGCUUUUGAGUGAAGGGAGAGACGAAGAUGAAGCUUUUGGACCCAUUUGUCCUGGUUGUGGAAUUUUCAUGCAAGAUAAAGAUCAGAAUCUUCCUGGGUAUUACAAAGAAAGAGAGGUCAAAGAUGAGAUUUUUACAGAAGAGGAUUCUGGGGUUGAUGAGGAUGAAGCUGAAGAUGAAGAAGAUGAAGAUGAAGAAAAUGAUGAUGUUAAAGAAGAUAAGGGGUCAAUUGACGACAUUGACUUGGAUUCUGAUGAGUUAGAAGCUAUGUUACUUGGUGAAGAAAAGGAUGAUAAGGUUGAUUUGAAUGGGUUUGCACUUGCAGGGGUUGGGUAUGGUAAUAUUACUGAAGAGGUUUUGGAGAGGGCGAAGAAGCAGAAGGUUUCGAAGGCUGAGAAGAAGAGAUUGGCUAGGGAAGCUGAGAAGGUGAAAGAAGAGGUUACGGUUUGUGCUAGAUGUUUUUCCUUGAGAAAUUAUGGGCAGGUGAAGAAUCACACAGCUGAGAAUUUGAUACCUGAUUUUGAUUUCGAUAGGUUGAUUUCUACAAGGUUAAUGAAUCCUUCUGGUAGUGGUAGUGCUACUGUUGUUGUCAUGGUUGUGGAUUGUGUUGAUUUUGACGGUUCGUUCCCGAGAACAGCUGUGAAGUCGUUGUUUAAGGCGUUGGAGGGAAUGAAGGAGAAUACGAAGAAGGGUAAGAGACUUCCGAAGCUUGUUCUUGUGGCUACAAAGGUUGAUCUCCUUCCAUCUCAGGUUUCGACUACAAGGUUGGAAAGAUGGGUUCGACAUCGUGCAAGUGCGGGAGGAGCGCCAAAGUUGAGCGCGGUUUUUUUGGUUAGUUCUCGAAAGGAUUUAGGUGUGAGGAAUGUGUUGUCCUUUGUGAAGACUUUGGCUGGUCCUCGUGGGAAUGUUUGGGUGAUUGGGGCUCAAAAUGCUGGGAAGUCUACUCUAAUCAAUAUGCUUGCGAAGAAAGAAGGAGCUAAAGUUACAAAGCUCACAGAAGCUCCGGUUCCUGGGACAACACUUGGGAUUUUGAGGAUUGGAGGGAUUUUGUCGGCUAAGGCUAAGAUGUUUGAUACUCCAGGGCUAUUGCAUCCGUAUUUGUUGUCAAUGAGAUUGAAUCGAGAGGAACAAAAGAUGAUUGAGAUACGGAAGGAACUUCGGCCUCGGUCCUAUAGAAUUAAGGCAAGACAAGCUAUAUAUGUGGGUGGGUUGGCAAGACUUGACCUCGAUGAAGCCACUGUUAAAUCACUGUAUGUCACGGUUUGGGCAUCACCAAACGUUUCUUUACACAUGGGAAAAACAGAAAAUGCUAAUGAGAUUUGGAAUAAUCACGUUGGUGUCAGGCUGCAGCCUCCCAUUGGUAACGAGCACAGAGCUGAACUAGGUACAUGGACAGAAAGAGAAAUAAAAGUAUCCGGAACUAGUUGGGAUGUGAACUGCAAAGACAUAGCAAUAUCUGGUUUAGGUUGGUUCUCUUUAUGCAUCCAAGGUGAAGCAACCAUGAAGUUAUGGACCUAUGAUGGAAUUGAAAUAACUUUAAGAGAACCAUUGGUAUUUGACCGGGCCCCGACCCUAGGAAAACCAGGUUUUUGGUUACCAAAAGCUGUAUCUGUAGCCAUUGGCAACCAAACUAAACUUGAAGCUCAAAGAAGGAAAAAACUUGAAGACGAAGAUGAAGAAUACAUAGAGGCAAAGACAGAGAUAUUUGCAUGA